AUGACUGAAAGGACUUCAUCGGCCCUUUCCAACACAAGUGUCGAUCCAUCUCCUCCGGCACCGCCACUUCUAACAAGAAGCGGCGAGCUUUUCAAACCGGUGUCGGAGCUUAUCGGGGGACGACCGUUAACUGGUAUUGUGGAAACCAUUUUUCGAUCAGGGUGGGCGGAGGAGAUAGGCGUAACAGUCAAGAAGGUCCUGAUGGUGAAUAAUAGUAUAGAUGUUCUCAACAGGUUUGAGGAGUAUAGGGAAAUGGUGAAAUCCAAGGCCAAAGAAAACAGUGUCGGUUUAGGAUUGGAAAGAUUGGUGGCUGAUGGGAAUGAGCUUUUACUGUUUCAUGGCGUGGUCAUUACUUGUGCAUUAGGGUCUGAUAAGGGGGCUUUGGGCAUUUGCAGCAAGAAACGUUGUGGGGUUUGUAGAGUUAUUGGUUCAAACUUUUUCGUUAGAGAAGAUACAGCAAGAACAACAACAUCAUUGUGUGGGAAUAGUUGGAGAGCUCAUGAGAAAGUGGCUACUGAAUGUAUUGCCAAUGGCGUGUCUCCAGCUACAAGGAAGGGCAUCAUAUUGUGUAAAGUAAUAGCCGGCCGAGUUGUUCGUGCUCCCAAGUUUGGGCUCAUGGAUGGAGAAAAGGGAGGAUUUGAUUCUGUGGUGAGUUCAACUGGGGAUCAACCGGACGGUUCACAAGAUCUCAUGGUUUUAAAUCCAAGGGCUAUCCUUCCGUGCUUUGUGAUAAUCUACAAUGUGUGCAAAGGUACCAUGUUUCAAUAA
This is a messenger RNA of Vitis vinifera (wine grape), 768 nucleotides long. RefSeq lists its product as uncharacterized. The record is from RefSeq and is a predicted model, not a curated record. Lineage: Eukaryota; Viridiplantae; Streptophyta; Magnoliopsida; Vitales; Vitaceae. The coding region runs from base 1 to 768 and encodes 255 amino acids. The transcript has 2 exons.